ACCGAGUACGUAGGUAGGGCUUGGAGCGUAAUGGUCGCAGAAAGGGUCGCUCUCAGGCCGGAGCAAUUAGAAAGGACAGGCCGCGGCCUCAGGGCGCAGAGCCACCCCAGGUCUCGGCCUCGGCAGGGCCGUCCCUUCCUCCGCACAGGAGUUUUGCGUUUCACCUUCAGGCGCGCCAGAGUGAAGCCCGAGCUAGCUCUCCGAGACCGAGCGCAGGACUUCGGCAAGGGAGAUGGUCCGCAAUUCAAGGCAAACCUAACUACAAUAAGGAACAAGUCUCCAAACUGUAGUGAGCCCGCCCCCACCAGGGAGUCUGCAGGACGCCCGCAAGGGAGCGUGUGCGCGCGAUUCAGUGACAAAUGGAAACAACUUUCUAGGCUACAGCGGAAUGUGAUUCUCUUUGUCCUGGGCUUUCUGAUUCUCUGUGGAUUCCUGUAUUCUCUUCAGGCGGCUGACCAGUGGAAAGCUCUGAGUGGCAGACCUGCAGAAGUAGAGAAGAUGAAGCUAGAAGUCCUGCCUGCCUUACCAGCUCCUAAGAAGGAAAGCGCUGAGCCAGAAGGGUUUGCAGACAUACUCUCUCAGAAGCGGCAAAGACAUUUUCGGCGGGGCCCUCCCCAUCUGCAGAUUAGACCUCCCAACACAGUCUCCAAGGAUGGGAUGCAGGAUGAUGCUAAGCAGAGAGAAGCAGCCCUGGGGAAGGCUCAGCAGGAAGAAAACACACAGAGAACCGUCAUCAGCUGGCGGGGAGCAGUGAUUGAGCCUGAACAGGCCACUGAACUUCCUUACAAAAGAGCUGAAGCCUCCAUCAAACCUCUGUUUUUGGCAUCUAAGAUUUGGAAAGAGCCAGGCCCCCCUACUGAGCGCCAGAAGGGAGUGAUUGAGGCCUUUCUCCAUGCCUGGAAGGGUUACCAAAAGUUUGCCUGGGGCCAUGAUGAACUGAAGCCUGUGUCCAAAACCUUCAGUGAGUGGUUUGGCCUGGGCCUCACCCUCAUUGAUGCCUUGGAUACCAUGUGGAUUUUGGGUCUGAAGCAAGAAUUUAAGCAAGCCAGGAAAUGGGUAUCAGAGAACUUAGACUUUCAGAAGAAUGUCGAUGUCAACCUGUUUGAGAGUACCAUCCGCAUCCUAGGGGGCCUGCUGAGUACCUACCACCUGUCGGGGGACAGCCUCUUCCUGAGCAAAGCUGAAGAUUUUGGAAAACGGCUAAUGCCUGCCUUCACUACGCCUUCCAAGAUUCCAUACUCUGAUGUGAACAUUGGCACUGGAUUUGCCCACUCACCCCAGUGGACUUCAGACAGCACAGUGGCAGAAGUGGCGAGCAUUCAAUUGGAGUUCCGGGAGCUCUCUCGUCUUACCGGAAUUAAGAAAUUCCAGGAGGCCGUGGAGGAAGUGACAAAGCACAUCCACUCCCUGUCUGGGAAGAAAGACGGGCUGGUGCCUAUGUUCAUCAACACGAACAGCGGCCUCUUCACCCACCCAGGAGUGUUCACCUUGGGUGCCAGGGCUGACAGCUACUACGAAUACCUGCUGAAACAGUGGAUCCAGGGUGGCAAGAAGGAGACACAGUUGCUGGAAGACUAUGUUAAAGCCAUUGAGGGGAUAAAAGCACAUCUGCUUCGGCAGUCUCAGCCCAGAAAGCUCACCUUCGUGGGAGAACUUUCCCAUGGCCGUUUCAGUGCCAAGAUGGACCACUUGGUGUGCUUCCUGCCAGGGACGCUGGCUUUGGGUGUCCACCAUGGCCUGCCAGCUGACCACAUGGAUCUGGCUCGGGCACUCAUGGAGACCUGCUACCAGAUGAACCAACAGAUGGAGACAGGCCUGAGCCCUGAGAUUGCACAUUUCAACAUGUACCCUCGGGCAGAUCAUAAAGAUGUGGAGGUCAAGCCAGCUGACAGGCACAACCUGCUGCGGCCAGAGACGGUGGAAAGCCUAUUCUAUCUGUACCGUGUCACAAGGGACCGCAAGUACCAGGAUUGGGGCUGGGAAAUCCUGCAGAGCUUCAAUAAGUACACACGGGUCCCCUCAGGUGGCUAUUCUUCUAUCAACAACGUCCAGGAUUCCCACAAGCCUGAGCCCAGGGACAAGAUGGAGAGCUUCUUUGUGGGAGAAACCCUGAAGUACCUCUACCUGCUGUUUUCUGAUGACCUAGAGCUGCUCAGCCUGGACACCUGUGUGUUUAACACAGAAGCCCAUCCCCUGCCCAUCUGGGCUCCUGCCUAGGAGAGCACCUGGCCUGGGCAUUGAUGGAGGUUAAGGUGGUCCUGUUGGGUCUGUGACCUUCACAGGGCCCACAUAGUUUUGGGUAGCCGUCAAGUGUGAUGCUCCUGCCCAAUUGUAGGUCCCUCCCGUUUCAGCUUUUCAUGAAGGUGGUGGGAGGGGCAGGAGUCAGACCAGCUGGUAUGGGUUCUGGGAUUUAGGCUGUCGAGUCUACCAAGCCUUUGACUUCCUCAAAACCUCUCAUCACAGCUCCCGAUUCCCAUACCUGAAUGAUCCUGUUGGCUGGCUGCUGGCAGCCCCAUGGUAGUCCCAAGACUUUUUAUCACCUCCUGGGACCACCCAGGACCCCAGUGCCUGUAUUGAGUUCAGAGUGAUAGCCUAAACCAGUGAGGUGCUAGGCUUGGCCCGAUGGCCUGUGAAAGCCCUGACUCUAGAUUGACCCACGGGUCCACUGGGCCAGUAUGACCUUGAGGGUCCUUGUGGCUCUAGUGUUUACGGGUUGGACUCAGGGAUCCUCCUGGCUACCCUACUGGGCUGGCAGGGGUUACAACGGCAAAUUUGUCUUAUUCCCAGGAUACCCUGGUAUAAUGUGAUUUCUCAGCUGAGAAGAAAGUGGACUUGGUCCCAUUGUAAUGGGUCUUGUGGAGAGUGGGGAAGGGAUGGUGUCUAUCUAGACCAACCUUAAGGGGACAGCAGGUUCUCUGGAUAACAUCUCAGUAACUACCCCUAAAGUCAGAACUCCUGUCUACUUCAGGUAGGAAGAGCUGGGAAGGGCAGGCUUUGGCGCCCUUAUACAAUCAGUCCAGGAUGUUUGGUUAUGCUGUCUCAGAAUGGUCUGAGGAUCACAUGCUGCUGCUGCUGCUGCCUGAUAGGUUUAUGGCAGUUUGUGCCUUGGUGUCUGAGUCCAUGGAAUAGGCCCUGUCUUUGAUGAGUUGUUACUAGACUAUCCCUGGGCCUUGGCUAUGAUUCUCCUAUCCAAUUUCAUGCAGCACAACAUAGGGCAAACUGGACAGAACUGAAAGGACCUCAAGGCUCUGGGCCUGUGUUCCCUGUGCAUCCCAAGAUCUGGAGAUUUGAAAUGCUAACUCCUCAUCUGCAGCUCCAAGCACCUCAGUGGCAAUCACCCUGUGCCUCUGAGGUCCAGUAGUUGCUCGGGGGAUUUCCUGUCAAACACUUGUACCCUAAGCCAGUUCUAAGACCAAAGGUGUCUACAAGAAGGACCUGGCUGGUAACAUAUCCUUAGGCCUCGAAUUCAUGGGUAGAAACUGUCCCCAUCCCUUUGUUGUAGCCCCUUCGUUGAUGUUGGCUUCUCUCUAUGCUGUCCUCCUGUACCAGGAGACCCAUAGGCUUGUAAAUGGACAGGUUCAGGCUGUGGUCAAGGCCUAAGCAGUUGAGAAGUGUAUUCUCUAUCUCCUCCCUUCCUCUCUCAGAUGUAUUUUGGAAGAUAUGGUUGGUGUCAAAGGGACAGCAACUGCCAUGUGGCCCUCUGAAGGGUUAUUGUGGAUCAGAAUGACUGGGUAGAUGUCCUCAAAGCUGGGAGCCACAUUAGAGCAGACAGCAUGGGAAUGGGCUUGGGAGGGGAGGCUGGCGCCCAGUAGAGGCAGGUUUCCCUCCCUAGCCCCCCACCCCCGAGCAGGAAACCUAAGAGCGGGAGUCUCUGCUUAAUUAAAUGUCUAAGUGGUCUCGGCA
This is a messenger RNA of Mastomys coucha (southern multimammate mouse), 3903 nucleotides long. RefSeq names its product mannosidase alpha class 1B member 1 (gene Man1b1). The coding region runs from base 31 to 2217 and encodes 728 amino acids. The record is from RefSeq and is a predicted model, not a curated record. Gene Ontology annotation, molecular function: calcium ion binding; mannosyl-oligosaccharide 1,2-alpha-mannosidase activity. Gene Ontology annotation, cellular component: membrane; endoplasmic reticulum. The transcript is spliced from 13 exons. NCBI's taxonomy places the organism in Eukaryota, Metazoa, Chordata, Mammalia, Rodentia, Muridae. Gene Ontology annotation, biological process: N-glycan processing; carbohydrate metabolic process.